AAUUGAGGACCCCCCCUCAUUAAUUAAUAUCACUAAUUAAUUGCCCCCCCCCUUUCCCUUGCAGCCCCCCCCAUUAGAGGCCGCAAUGCAGGAGAGCUACGAGAACGUCAUCUCAUUGGCUGAGGAAAUCGCCAUCAGUUGGCCCCGAAUCACCGCGUUCGCUGAGUCCCAUCGACGCCGCGGGAUGGUGGGAGACCCUCCCGCUCCCCCCUCAGAUCCAACCCUACAGAGCGACCCGGAAGAGGAAGAAGAAGAAGAGGAAGAAGAGGAGGAGGAAGAAGAUGAAGAUCCACCACCAGCAGCACCCCCCCCACCAUCAGAACCAGAACCAGAACCCGACCCGGACCCCAAACCCAAACCAGGUACCGACCAAAGUUCAUCAUCGACGUCCAUUGAACCCAAUGAGGCCGAAGGGUCUCAACCUCCUCCUCCUCCUCCUCCUCGUUUGUCCAAACGGGGCCGGGCCGGUAAAACCGGACGUCGCGGUUACAAGAAAUUCCCCCAACGGAACCAUUUGGGUCACGGGAGGUGCCAGGAUUGUGGGAAGGCUUUGACUUAUGGGGUGACGUAUCCCAAACGUCGCCGUGGGGCUGAGAAACCCCAUAAAUGCCCCGAAUGCGGGAAGGGUUUUAGGUUGAGUUCGACCCUUAUCACGCACCAAAGGAGACACGGGGCUGAAAAACCCUAUAAAUGCCCCGAAUGUGGGAAGGCCUUUGUUGUAGGGUCGGCCUUUAUCCAACACCAACGGGUUCACGGUACCGGUACCGGGACGGCACCGACCCAACCGUGUCAAUGUGGGGUGUGUGGGAAGACGUUUCAAGGCGGUUCUGGUUUGAUCCGACACCAAAAACAACAGCACCAAGAGGAGAAACCCUAUAAGUGCCACGACUGCGGUAAAGGGUUCAAUUGGAAUUCCCAUUUAGAACGGCACCGUAGGAUCCAUACGGGGGAGAAACCCUAUAUGUGUCCUGAAUGUGGGAAGAGCUUCAGCUGGAGUUCCCAUUUGGAUCGGCACCGCAGAACUCACGGAACCGGAUCGACCCGAUGUCGAGAAUGUUGUGGGAAAGGAUUAGGGAAGAACAUGGCGACCCCGAAAAGGCAACGGGGGGAGAAACCCUAUAAAUGCCCCGAUUGUGGGGAUGGAUUCGGGUCGAAGGCGAAUCUGGUUCGGAACCAACGUGGUUCCGGUACCAAUAAAAGCUUUGAGUGUCUGGAUUGUGGGAAGAGCUUUGCAUGGAGUUCCCAUUUGGAUCGGCACCGUCGGAUCCACGCGGGGGAAAAACCCUAUAAGUGUAUGGACUGUGGGAAGAGCUUCUCGCAAGGAUCCCAUUUGGACCGGCACCGCCGGACCCACGGGCAGGACGAGGAGGAGGAAGGGAGGAAGAAAUGGAGAGCGGAUGGGAGGAGGUGCAAGCAAUGCGGGAAGAAUAUGGCCGACAACGUCAAGCAUCAAGGAACCCAAACGGGAUCAAUAGGGGAGCAUCAUAAAUCCCAUAUAGGGGAGAAUAAGUCCUAUAUAGGGGAUAAUAAAGCCUGUAUAGGGGACCAUAAUAAGGCCUGUAUGGGGGAUCAUAAUAAAGCCUGUAUAGGGGAUCAUGAUAGACCCUAUAUAGGGGAUCAUAAUAAGGCCUGUAUAGGGGACCAUAAUAAAGCUUGUAUAGGGGAUCAUGGCAAACCCUAUAUAGGGGAUCAUAAUAAGGCCUGUAUAGGGGACCAUAAUAAAGCCUGUAUAGGGGAUCAUAGCAAACCCUAUAUAGGGGAUCAUAAUAAGGCCUGUAUGGGGGACCAUAAUAAAGCCUGUAUAGGGGAUCAUGGCAAACCCUAUAUAGGGGAUCAUAAUAAGGCCUGUAUAGGGGAUCAUAAUAAGGCCUGUGUAGGGGACCAUAAUAAAGCCUGUAUAGGGGAUCAUGGCAAACCCUAUAUAGGGGAUCAUAAACCCUAUACGUGCCCCGAAUGCGGGAAGGCCUUUGGACAGAACUCAGCCCUGGUCAAACACCGUCGGAUGCACACGGGGGAGAAACCCUAUAAGUGCACGGAGUGCGGGAAGAGCUUCGGGGUCAGAUCCAACCUCAUCAAACACCAACGGACCCAUUUGGGGGAGAAACCCUAUAAAUGCUCGGACUGCGGGAAGGGCUUCAUCCAGAAAUCGGAUCUAACCAAACACCAUCGCAUGCACACGGGGGAGAAACCCUACAGCUGUACGGUGUGCGGGAAGAGCUUCAGCGUCUCGUCCAACCUUAUAAAGCACCGUAGGAUCCAUUUAGGGGAAAAACCCUAUAAAUGCCCCGAGUGUGGGAAGAGCUUCAUCCAACGCUCCGAGCUCACCAUCCAUCGCCGCGUUCACACCGGAGAGAAGCCCUACUGCUGCCCGGCCUGCGGGAAGUGCUUCAGCCGCAGCUCACACCUCAACCGGCACCGACGGACCCACAGCAAUGGGGAGAAGACCCCCAACACACCCCAAACCCAACCACCACAACCUACAACCGGCCCCGCCGGACCCACAACCCCAUUCCCGUCAUCGUUGGCCCCAUUGGAGCUGCCCUGGGCUCUCUCCUUCCCACCGCGAGCUUUCGUGCCCCAUAACUUCACAUCGCUUCCCUCCACGGCUGCCCCCCUUGGUGCCCCACAAGUGCAGAGUGAGCGCGGCACAGGGGGGGAAUGAGGACCCUAUUUCCAUGUCUCUAUGGGGUCAUCCGGCCAUUGGGAUCCAUUAGAUCCCAUUGUAGGGUCUCUAUAGGGUCAUGCAGCCAUUGGGAUCCAUUAGAUCCCAUUGUAGGGUCUCUAUAGGGUCAUCCAGUCAUUGGGAUCCAUUAGAUCCCAUUGUAGGGUCUCUAUAGGGUCAUCCAGUCAUUGGGAUCCAUCAGUUCGUGUUGUAGGGUCUCUAUGGGGUCUCUAUGGGGUCAUCCAGCCAUUGGGAUCCAUUAGAUUCCAUUGUAGGGUCUCUAUAGGGUCAUCCAGCCAUUGGGAUCCAUUAGAUUCCAUUGUAGGGUCUCUAUAGGGUCAUCCAGUCAUUGGGAUCCAUCAGUUCUUGUUGUAGGGUCUUUAUGGGGUCUCUAUGGGGUCUCUAUGGGUUCAUCCAUCCAUUGGGAUCCAUUGGUUCCCAUUUCUAUGUCUCUAUAGGGUCAUCCAGCCAUUGGGAUCCAUUAGAUCCCAUUGUAGGGUCUCUAUAGGGUCAUCCAUCCAUUGGGAUCCAUUGGUUCCCAUUUCUAUGUCUCUAUAGGGUCAUCCAGCCAUUGGGAUCCAUCUGUUCCUGUCUUAGGGUCUCUGUGGGGUCUCUACGGGGUCAACCAUCCCAUUAUGAUCCCUCCCGACCCCAUUGGGAUCCCUCUGCCCCCAUUAGGACCCUGUGACCCCAUUAGGAUCCCUUUGACCCCAUAGAAUCCCCCCAACCCCAUUGGGAACCCCCGACCCCAUUAGGAUCCAGUUAGGAUCCCCCCGACCCCAUUAAGACCCUCUGACCCCAUAGGACCCCCCUGACCCCAUUAUCUUCACCUCCCAAAAACCAUCAUUUUCAUUUAGGGUUUUUUUUUGCCCAAUUUCCCCCAUUUUUGGGGUUGUUUUUUUUUUUUUCCUUCCAACGGUGCCGAUUUUGGGGUAAAAAAGGGGG
Molecule: messenger RNA, 3607 nt
Organism: Coturnix japonica (Japanese quail)
Lineage: Eukaryota; Metazoa; Chordata; Aves; Galliformes; Phasianidae
Source: RefSeq, a predicted model, not a curated record